Messenger RNA from Doryrhamphus excisus (bluestripe pipefish), 1010 nucleotides. RefSeq names its product histone H2A-like. Lineage: Eukaryota; Metazoa; Chordata; Actinopteri; Syngnathiformes; Syngnathidae. Gene Ontology annotation, molecular function: structural constituent of chromatin; protein heterodimerization activity; DNA binding. Gene Ontology annotation, cellular component: nucleosome. The record is from RefSeq and is a predicted model, not a curated record.
UCUUAUAGAUUCUACUCUCUACCUUCUUACUUUAAGUAUGUCUGGACGAGGCAAAACCGGCGGAAAGGCCAGAGCUAAGGCCAAGACCAGGUCUUCACGUGCUGGGCUGCAGUUUCCAGUGGGUCGUGUCCACAGACUGCUUCGCAAAGGCAACUAUGGCGAGCGUAUCGGUGCCGGUGCCCCCGUCUACCUCGCUGCCGUGCUGGAGUAUCUGACCGCUGAGAUUCUGGAGUUGGCCGGAAAUGCAGCCCGCGACAACAAGAAGACUAGAAUAAUCCCUCGCCACUUGCAGCUCGCCGUACGUAAUGAUGAAGAACUCAAUAAACUCCUUGGAGGAGUGACCAUCGCUCAAGGCGGCGUCUUGCCGAAUAUCCAGGCAGUUCUGCUGCCCAAGAAGACCGAGAAGCCUGCCAAGAAGUAAGACUGAACACCGGAAGGACCCAAAAACGGCUCUUUUAAGAGCCACACACUUUUCCUCUAAAGAGAACGAUCAUCCUAUGAACAACAUUAAACCACAAAAUUCGACUGCUGUAAUACAAAAUACAUUGUUGCUCAGGCAGACGCCAUACAAGAUAGGGAAGUCUCUGGUUUCCCGGAGAGAACUUUGCAUUGACAGUGACGUCACUAUAUUGAAUUACCCCUUGAACAAAUUUUGUUCCUUUACAUCUCGCUAGCCUACUAAAAUAGCAAUUUAUUCCCCUUAUCUGGUUGCACAACAGCUAGGAUAAACAAACACAAAGACGAUGAACACACUCAAAUAGAACCAUGUAACAAUGCAGUUAUUCUUGUAUAUCUUGUAUGCUAAAUGAAGGCACAGCACUGAUGACGUCACAACAACAGUCCUCUCUCACGUCCGCAGUGAUGUCAGUGAAAGACGAGCUACGGAAGUGUUGUUUUGUAAGCUAGUUAAAAAUGCCUGAAAGAGGCAAGGGAGUCAGCGGUUUGGGGAAAGGAGGUGCCAAGUAUCAGCAUUAGCAUGUCCUAAAGCACCCAAACUGGUCCACAUCAAC